UAUUCCUAAGCCUUUAAUAUGUUUUAGACAUCUAUUGUGUUAUUUCUCUGGGAAAUACAGAAGCUGUGCUCCAUCAUGGCGACAAUUCCCGAUGCCGAUGUACCCCUACUUCAAUCCAUACCCCUCCGGGUUUUGGAGGUUUGCUUCACCCCCCUAUAUUAUGGAGUUAAGGUAACAACAAGCAUUCUGUCGGCCAUCACUAGCUUCCUCUACUGCCUUUGGACGCCGCCCUUGAGGAGAUCCAACUGAUCCAAAAAUUUAACAAUAAACUAAACUAAUCGAACCCACAGUACGUGAGAUGCAAGAAGCGAAGCCUUAGUAAGGAAAGGUUUAAGAAGCCAGACUUGGACACCAAAGGAAUUCGAUGCCAUGGACGGACUCCGGACAGCUGAAGAAGAUGUUAACCCAAGCGGAUGCAGAACCCGAUGAGGAACCGAGACUGUGAGGGACGAGGCGACCGAGACGCAAGAAGGGGCAAGAAGCCACGACUAGGACCAGUCUGGAGACGAUAUAUCUGGGAAUGAUGCGGACAGGGAAACGAGGAAGCUGGGGGGAGCCACAAGA
Molecule: messenger RNA, 564 nt
Organism: Drosophila bipectinata
Lineage: Eukaryota; Metazoa; Arthropoda; Insecta; Diptera; Drosophilidae
Source: RefSeq, a predicted model, not a curated record